Messenger RNA from Ricinus communis (castor bean), 2152 nucleotides. RefSeq names its product WD-40 repeat-containing protein MSI4. The record is from RefSeq and is a predicted model, not a curated record. Gene Ontology annotation, cellular component: nucleus. The transcript is spliced from 15 exons. Bases 464 to 1975 code for a protein of 503 amino acids. Gene Ontology annotation, molecular function: histone binding. Gene Ontology annotation, biological process: regulation of gene expression. NCBI's taxonomy places the organism in Eukaryota, Viridiplantae, Streptophyta, Magnoliopsida, Malpighiales, Euphorbiaceae.
UGCUGCACCUGCACCCUUAUCCUUAAAACCCUCUUCCUAACUAGUAAGCGAGUCAGCUUCUGACUGAUGCCAGCGAUUAUCCAAUAUUUGAAAGCUUAAUCCGGCGAAACGCCAAAAAGGGAAAAAUCCCCGCUAAAGGGAAACCUAAUUUUAACCCGAGCAACUGACAGACAAUUUGACCGACGCGUCUUGGCCACCUUCUUAAAUCUGAGAGUGUUGUAUUCCAGAAAAAACCCCUUCCCCCCUAUCUAUUUCUCACCCAUAAAAAUAAAAACGCCAUUAACUCCAAUUUUUCACAAUCCACAGUAGUAGUAGGAGGGUUGUGUGGCGUAGUGGUAGGUCCACUCCACCCCGGUCCCUCCCGGUCGAUUUUUUUUUUUUUUGGGUAUUUCUCCCUUCUGUAUUUUUAGAACUAUAUAAAAAGAAUCGGCGAGAGUAAGCUAGUUUUUUUUUUCUUUCUCAAAUGGAGCCUCCUCAACAAGUGCCAAAAAAGAGAGGCCGAAAACCCAAGCCCAAAGAAGACAAAGAUCAGCAGCAACAGCAGCAGCAGCAAAGCGCAGGUAGCAAAAUGAAGGAAGGAAAGAAGUCACAGCAGCAGCAACAACAUACUGUUGAUGAGAAGUAUACUCAAUGGAAAUCUUUAGUUCCUGUUCUUUAUGACUGGCUCGCUAAUCAUAAUCUCGUUUGGCCUUCUCUCUCUUGCCGGUGGGGUCCGCAGCUGGAGCAAGCUACUUACAAGAAUCGACAGCGUCUUUACCUCUCCGAGCAGACUGAUGGUAGCGUGCCAAAUACUUUGGUUAUUGCAAAUUGUGAAGUGGUAAAGCCUAGGGUCGCUGCUGCUGAGCAUAUUGCUCAGUUUAAUGAAGAAGCUCGCUCUCCGUUUGUCAAGAAGUACAAGACAAUCAUACAUCCUGGAGAGGUGAACAGGAUCAGGGAACUGCCACAGAAUAGUAGGAUAGUAGCUACACAUACUGAUGGCCCUGAUGUUCUCAUAUGGGAUGUUGAAGCACAACCUAAUCGCCAUGCUGUUCUUGGAGCUACAAAUUCCCGUCCAGAUUUGAUUUUGACAGGACAUCAAGAUAAUGCAGAAUUUGCUCUUGCAAUGUGCCCAACUGAACCUUUUGUGCUCUCUGGAGGGAAAGACAAGUCAGUGGUUUUGUGGAGUAUCCAGGACCACAUAACAGCAUCUGCAACUGACCCAGCAACAGCCAAGUCUCCAGGAUCUGGUGGAUCAAUCAUUAAAAGGGCAGGAGAAGGUAAUGAUAGGGCUGCUGAAAGCCCUUCUGUAGGGCCACGAGGUAUCUACCAGGGGCAUGAGGAUACAGUUGAAGAUGUGACAUUCUGCCCGUCCAGUGCACAGGAGUUUUGCAGUGUGGGAGAUGAUUCUUGCCUUAUAUUAUGGGAUGCUCGAAUUGGCUCUAGCCCGGCUGUCAAGGUUGAAAAGGCACACAAUGCUGAUCUUCACUGUGUUGAUUGGAAUCCCCAUGAUAACAACCUUAUCAUAACUGGGUCAGCAGAUAAUUCUGUUCGCAUGUUUGAUCGGCGAAAUCUCACAUCUAAUGGAGUUGGGACGCCUGUCUACAAAUUUGAAGGUCACAAGGCUGCUGUACUUUGUGUACAGUGGUCUCCAGACAAGUCAUCUGUUUUUGGAAGUUCUGCAGAAGAUGGUCUCUUGAAUAUUUGGGAUUAUGAUAAGGUUGGUAAGAAAACAGAGCGCGCAACUAGAGCCCCAAAUUCUCCUGCUGGAUUAUUUUUCCAGCAUGCUGGGCACAGGGAUAAAGUUGUUGACUUCCAUUGGAAUGCAUCCGAUCCUUGGACAAUUGUUAGCGUGUCGGAUGACUGUGAUACCACUGGAGGCGGGGGAACAUUGCAGAUAUGGCGCAUGAGUGAUUUGAUCUAUAGGCCAGAAGAUGAGGUAUUGGCAGAGCUUGAGAAGUUCAAGUCGCACGUGAUUGAAUGUACUUCAAAGGCUUGAGGAUAGUUUACAUUUAUUGCAUGGAUUUUUCUUUUCUAUGUUGUGUUUUGUCUCAACUCAAGGUUGGUCGGGGAUGUUAAAUGUAGGUAUUUUUACUUGACAAUUAGCUUUUUUCUGAGAUUAUUUCUCAGACUAUUACUAUUAGUCAGAGAUUCAUAAAAAUUCCUGCCUUUUAAA